CCGAGUUACACAGGAAGUCGGUUAGCAUUGCACCGUAAACGCAAUGAUUUGAGACUGAAGGCGACAAUUUGUAUGAAAUAUUAGGCGCUUGUGUAGUUCCGUAAUAAUAUUGUAUUUGUAUACGAUCUGGUUUACUUAUACUUUAUAGGAAGAAUAAAAACAAGUCAAGAUGCUAAUUAAGGUUAAGACUCUAACAGGAAAGGAAAUUGAAAUUGACAUUGAGCCAACAGACAAGGUUGAAAGGAUCAAAGAGAGAGUCGAGGAGAAAGAGGGGAUUCCACCUCAGCAGCAGAGGCUGAUCUACAGCGGCAAACAAAUGAAUGACGAGAAGACUGCCGCAGACUACAAAAUCCAGGGCGGCUCCGUGCUCCACCUGGUUUUGGCACUAAGAGGAGGUCUCUCCUACAGUCCCCAUGUUCAGCGAUUCCCCCUGUAAUCUCCGGAACAGCCCUGACAGCCAGCUUGGUCAGCGUCAUGACACACCACCACUCUUUGCUGCAACUCCUACCACUGCUGAAGUACAUUGCUGCUGAGCAUUCUUAUUACUAAUGGAUGUAAUAAUAUGCAUUUGUAGAAUAUGCAGUAAUGAGCACCUUUUAAUUUUUCAACCGUUUGGGAGCAUUGCAGGAGUGCAUACUGACUACUUGAUGUACACGUGAGAAAUGCUGUGGUCAGGGAGAUCAUUGAUCGCUUUGCAGUAAAAAGUAUCAACUGUCCCUGUGUUAGUGUAUCACAUGAAUCCUUUUUGGUCCCUAAAAUGACUUGGGCUAUUAUAUCACUGCAAAAU
Scleropages formosus (Asian bonytongue) is the source of this 787-nucleotide messenger RNA. It is a transcript of the gene nedd8l, whose product is annotated as NEDD8 ubiquitin like modifier, like. NCBI's taxonomy places the organism in Eukaryota, Metazoa, Chordata, Actinopteri, Osteoglossiformes, Osteoglossidae. The transcript has 4 exons. Gene Ontology annotation, molecular function: protein binding. The record is from RefSeq and is a predicted model, not a curated record. The coding region runs from base 170 to 436 and encodes 88 amino acids.